AUGGAAGACGAUAAGGGUAUGCCUGAUUUGGUUCAACAGGAGGGUGAGUCGAAGAAAGACGAAGUUUCAACUACAAAUACUCUCAAAAGAAGCCGAGGAAGGCCAAAGGGUUCUGGUAGACUACAACUUUUGGCAAAUGCCGGUGGCCUUCCCUUUGCUACUGCUGGUAGAAGCUUCACUCCUCAUAUUUUAACCAUUCCUGUGGGAGAGGACGUGGCAUCGAAGGGCUUCUUUGAAAUUCUCUCUCUAAGUGGAGCCAUUACUGGUGAUGAUAAUGGUAGACAAACAGGCUCAUUAAGUGUUUCACUUUCUCAUCCUGAUGGAGUUGUUUUUGGUGGUAGAGUUACUGGUCCAUUAGUAGCAGCUCUUCCUGUCCAGCUUGUCUUGGGUACUUUCAAGCGCAAUGCCACUAGGAGCAGGAAGAGAAAAAACCCAGGAGGUCCGUCAACAAAACCUUCCCCUGAUGGUAACUUAGAAAUGGAAAGACAAACUCCAGACAUUAAUCUUACCAUUACAGAUCGGAGGAAGCUUGUGACUCAAGAUGGAAACAUCAACUCCCGAAACCACGACAGAUCAGGAGGAAGCUCAUCACUCAAAGAUGAAAACGUCAGCUCUGGAGAUACUGUUCCCAUGAUGAUCAGAGGAAGCUCAUGA
Messenger RNA from Carica papaya (papaya), 654 nucleotides. RefSeq lists its product as uncharacterized. The record is from RefSeq and is a predicted model, not a curated record. Lineage: Eukaryota; Viridiplantae; Streptophyta; Magnoliopsida; Brassicales; Caricaceae.